Seminavis robusta is the source of this 1553-nucleotide messenger RNA. Lineage: Eukaryota; Bacillariophyta; Bacillariophyceae; Naviculales; Naviculaceae. The record is from the annotation of a GenBank genome assembly.
GCCGCCGAACCAUUAGUCGCAAUAUUAUUGUUGUUAUUUGCAUUCCUUCCACGCCGCCGUCAAUCCUCUUUCGAUGUCAAUGAGGCUCCAUCUUUUCUGUGACAGCAGAGCGCAGAAAUCCACACGCCACAAUGACAUCCCCUGACAAUAAUAAGGACCCGCCUGCUUCCAGCAACGCUGCGGAUCAGCAAGAGGAAGAAGAUAAUGAUUGGAAGGUCCAACGAGACCAAGAAAAAAGUUACGGCGACAACGCCUUUCGAGCCCGUGACUUUUCGACUGCCAUUCACCACUACACGGCUGCCUUGUCUAUGGAUCCUACAUAUCACAUUAUCCUGAGCAAUCGAUCGGCAGCCUAUCUGAGUUCGCAUCAAAAAUCCAAGGCGCUGCACGACGCUCAAGCGUGUGUCACAAAUUCCCCGCCCGACUAUUUCAAGGGAUACUCGCGCUUGGCGGCCGCUUUGCAAUCGUUAGGGCGAUAUGGUCCUGCGAAGGAUGCCUGGGAAAAGGUCCUCGAAAAGGAUCCCAGCAAUACUGCAGCGAAAAAGGGAUUGGAACAUGCCAAGGAAAUUUUGAAGAAAACACAACAACAGGAAGAAGAAGAACAACAACAAGAGAAGAAGAAAGCCGAGGAAGAAAAGGCCAAGGAAGAAAACGAGAAAAGCAACAAUGAAGAUGAUGAUGAUGAUGGUGGUGAUGAUUUGGAUGACUUUUUCAAUGAUGUGGAGGAAGCAGCAGAUCAAGUGCAAAAAGCAAAAGUAGAAGAGGCCGAAAAAGUGGACAAACCCAAAGCCACCAAUGCCAUUAAAUCACACAAAAAGGAUUUGGGCACUGCAACCUCUCAAAUUGAACGAUUGCUGCAACCCAAUUACAAGUGGCGCAAUUUGAACCCCUUUUUUGUGCUGGAUAUUCCCCCCAAUGCCACGGAGGAAGAUAUCAGUCGUCGGUACAAAGCAUUGUCACUGCUGUUACACCCUGAUAAGAAUCGCAAUCAACAUGACAAGGCCGAGGAAGCCUACGAUUUCGUCCAAAAAGCCAAAACACUGUUGCUAGAUGAUGAAAACAAGGCCAAACAUUGUCGGGACUUGGCUCAUCAGGGGAUGCGACAAGGAAAACGAGAAUGGGAACAAAAGUCGCCCAAGGAAAAAAAGGAAACAUCGUUGGAAGAACUACAAACCAAGAAUAUUAUGAAGAUCUUUGCACAAGUGGAACACAAACGACGGGAAGUGGAGAAACGACAACGCGCACAAGAACAACGAGAGCGAGAUCAGGAAGAAGAGGAAUCGAAAAAGGAACAAAACGCCAUGAAGUUUGAAAAGAGUUGGAAACAAGAGGGGAGAGUCGACAAACGUGUUGGGAACUGGCGAAACUUCAGCACGAAGAAAAAGAGCAAGACUUCGGACUAACUAACUAGACUAAGAAUAGAAUGAUUCGAUUCAAUCGUUUUGGUAGGUGUUGCUAACUAAAACUGUGCACACAGGUCAAUCUACUGUAAGCCAUUUUGGCAUAGUGUUAGAACUAUGUACCGUCUGCCUAAAAGACAUGGCAAGACGCCA